AUGUACAGAAGAUUGGGGAGCCAUCCGUCGUCUGUGGACUCUGCAUCUGGAAUUUCUGGACUCUUAAAAUCUAGUGUCAGUGUUAUACUUCUUAACAUCAAGCAAUUGAAACUAAUACUGCUGACUGCAUUGAUUGCAUUCGGUAUCUUUUCAUUUACUCUUCCAGGCUCAUCUAUAUCUGCAAAAUUAGAUGCACUAAACCACCAUCCAUUAUACUAUGCGGCGACGUCUAAUAAUUCAACAGAUCCAAUGUAUAUCAGGGAAUCCCCGCCAAAAAUGAACAAGAAAUCAUUCAAGUCCAUCCACAAUAGGCUAAAGUUUUUCUUCCCAUAUGACGGAGAACAAGAAGUUGAGAAUAAUAUCUGGCAGUUAUGGAAGUAUAGAGCAGACAAUCCUAAUUUCCCAGAGGAGUGUUUCAAACAUAUGGAAAGAUGGAGACUUGUAAAUUCUGAGUAUAAUCAUAAUGUGAUAACGAUUGAUGAGGCAGAACAACAAGUUUUUAAUAUCUUUUCAUACGAAAUGACAGAAGUGAUCGAAGCCUACAACAUUUUGCCAGAUAUCAGACUGAAGUUCGAGUUCCUCAAGUAUCUUUUGAUCUACACGAGUGGUGGUGUUUAUGCUGAUAUCGAUACGCUAGAUGCAACGCCCGUAAAAUUUUGGCACCAUUCUUCCUUGAAACCAAAUAGGGUUAUGGUCGGUGUUGAUGUGGACUAUAACGAUGUUAAUUGGGAUAUUCUAUACAACAGAAGAUUGUCGUUUAGUACAAAGAUUUUUCAAGCCAAAUCUCACCAUCCAUUUUUCACAAAGUUGAUUGCCAGAAUCGUUUAUACUAUUUUAAACCACAAGGAAGAUAUUUUGAGCAUUGACUGGAAUGAAGCAUUCAAGAAUGUCGAUUCUAACAACGAACCUUUGACCCAGCUACUAUCCGAGUCUAUAUUUACCGAUACAUUGUUCGAGUAUUUGAAUGGAUUGGAUAACCCGAUUGUUCAUAGAGUUGCAAGAACAGAAAAAGAUUUGAUACCAACUGAAAUCUUUGGCCCAGAGACAGAUCAAGUUUUCAGUUACAAGUUGUUUACCUUAUCCAAGGGACCAACUCAAAUCGAUGAUAUAUUAGUCAUGCCUCAAAUAACCUUUCGGGGCCCUAGUUCUGGUCAGCAUAAAGGACAGAUAAAUAAGAACUCAUAUGAGAACGAAUACAACGACGAGAAGCCUGAAGAUUAUUAUUAUGCCAGACCGCUACACUUUUUAUCGUGGGAUUCUUUAUUGAGUCACGAACAAUGA
Molecule: messenger RNA, 1281 nt
Organism: Pichia kudriavzevii
Lineage: Eukaryota; Fungi; Ascomycota; Pichiomycetes; Pichiales; Pichiaceae
Exons: 1
Coding region: 1-1281 (426 amino acids)
Biological process (GO): protein N-linked glycosylation
Cellular component (GO): mannan polymerase complex
Molecular function (GO): alpha-1,6-mannosyltransferase activity
Source: RefSeq, a predicted model, not a curated record